CCUGCGGAUGAAAAUACACGAUCACCAGCUGUACACCUAAGUUUAUAAGGGCAUGACUGAAUAUUCAGAUGCGUCUUUAAAUAAGCGAGCAUUUUAAAUUGUACAAUGUCAGAAGUGUGUGUCCGUGUCGACCCUCUGUGCGUCGAGUUUAAAGACGUUAAAGUUGGAGAAGUUUACAAGACGACGGUAAAGGCGACAAAUGUUGGGAAAACUUCGACGAAAAUAGUGAUUGUAAAGCCUGCUUUAAAGUUGUUCAGGUUCUCACCAUCCAGCUCAGCAGAAGUGGUGGCUCCUGGUCUGUCUGUAAGCGGCUUGUUGGAGUUCACACCUAAAGAAGAUGAGGAGGUCAGAGACAGCCUUCUGAUUUAUGUAAACGAUGUGGAAACCAUUAAAAUACCAGUGCAGGGUUUUCCAAGGGUUUGUUCCCUCUCAGUUGGUUCAGUAUUAGACUUUGGCUGUAUCGCUGCAAGCAGUGAGGUGAUCCGCAAACAUCAUUGUAUAACCAAUAAAGGAUCAGCACCAGGUUUGUUCCAGAUUCAGUAUAAUGGAGACCCCUCAAUCAGAAUUUCUCCCUACAGUGGAGUCGUAGCAGCUGGCGACACCCAGUGGAUUAAAGUGGAACUGCGAACAGAUAAACCCAGGCAGAUCAAUGAGAAGGCUCUGGUCAAACUUAAGAAUCGCUCUGCUGUAGUUCUCAGAAUCCAAGCUGAGGUGGUGGACCAGCACCUUGAAAUCUUUGAUAUGCAGGGGACUCCGCUGUCCUGCCUGUGGUUUGGACCUGCGUACUUUGGGACGUCUCACAUUGAGAAAGUGAUUCUGAGGAACAAUGCACCUCAGGUUUGCGACUGGGUCUGCCUGCUCCAGAGCUCUGCUGCUGGGGCUGAGGUGGGAACAGACCUCGGGAAGAGCACAGACGCUGUCCUGCUGGGAGGAAUUAGGAAGUGCACUCCUGACUCUCAGGACGCCUCUCAGAUCCUGGUAUGUGUCCCCAAACAAGGUCGACUGAGACCGUAUGACCAAACCACGGUAACAGUGUGCUUCAGCCCCAUCUACAGCAGUGCAAUGGAAGAAAAGAGACAGGUUUACUCAGCCGGACGGCGAGACUACAGCCUUUUCCUGCUGUUUGAGUCAGUGGGAAGCAGACACGGCUUCACUCGCCAUAAUGCUAAAGGCAGUGUGGAGCUGGCAGUGACAGGCUCUGGUCUGCCUGUGUCUCUGGUACCAAGUCCCUCCAACAGAUUCGAUUUCCUCACUUGUGUGGCUGGCCGACGAGUCGACCAGCUCUGCGUGCUGCAGAACCUCUGCCCUCAGCUUCCUGUAACGUUUCGCUUCCACAAGAAAGCUCAUUUCACUGCCAAGCCCUCCUCAGGCACAAUCCCCCCAGGGCAGUGCCAGGAUGUAGUUUUGUCUUUCACUGCACGGCAACAAGGCAGCUUCCAAGUGUUACAGAAACUGGAUGUUUUGGGUCAUGUUGUCCACCGGGGAGGCAACACUGCUGAAGAUGUCACUAAACUUGAGCUUUGUAACUUUCACACAAUCACCCUUCAUCUAUCUGCUGUCUGCUGCAUUGAGACCACACACCCUGAACCGAAGCUGAAUCCGGGCAUCACUCCGGCAGUUACAAAUCCAACCGGAUCACGGCCACACGUUCGAUCCAGCGAACUCUCUCACUGCCGUGGGAUGGCACGCGCUGCUGUCCUCAACGCUGACAAAACACAGCUCCACUUACACCAUAAAAAGAAGAGGCAGGAAGAGGUGGAGGAGUUCCUGGCUUUCCCUAACGACCGUGCAGCGAGCAUCAGGCCUGCCUCGCCACAUAGACAGUGCAGGACCAUCUUUACUGGUGUUCAGCGCUACCGCUAUGUGGACACCGAUUAUUCUUUUACUGAGGAAGAAGAAGAGCAGAGACAACAGCAUCGACAGAUUUAUAAAAACUUCAUCAACCAGCUCAGAAAAACCCGCCUUGAGAAGAUCAAGGAGAGACAGCAGGAGACGGAGGAGGAAGGUGUGGAUAUUGGUAUAGUUCCUGCUCAAGGGCUUGUUCCACCUACUCUCCGUAUCCCUGACCUAGAGAGCAGUAGGAUCUCGAGGAUUAAGCCGAAAUACAGCCCCAAAGACAAAACAUCUAAAGCACAGCAGCUCAGCGGCCAGGUUUCAGAGGCAAUGCAUGUAGUUCCCUCUACCAGCCAGGAGAUGGCAGACUGCAACAGGACUUUGACGGCUCAGGAGCUCUACCAAGUUGAAAUAGGCCCAUUGUUGGUUGACUACGGCGAGGUGUGUGCUCAGUCAGUGUGCAUCAAGAUGCUGCAGCUGAUCAAUCACCUGUCAGUGUUUGUUUGGGUGCAGCUAGAGGUAGACUGCCCCGAGCUUCAGGGAUCCUCACCCCUCUCCCACGUCCUGCCACCUCACUCCCACAACACCUUACCUCUGACGUUUCAGAGCAGCAAGCUUGGUCCUUUCUACAGACCUGUGUCCUACUCGGUGAACCAGAAACACCCAGGCCAGAUAAUCGUCCAGGCCCAGGUUGUCCCUGUAGCUUUGGAGCUUUCCACCACCCUCGUUGUGCUCCGUCCUACCGCGAAUCUGCUUGCCCAGUCAGGAUACAGGAGCUCGAUUACCCUUCGAAACAAGCGUAACCACCCUGCAGAGUUCACGUGGAAACCUAUAGUCACAGAAAAUGGCAUCUUAUUCUCCAUCAGACCUCCCACAGGCACAGUGGAGCCGUACAGGGAACUCGACUGUGAGGUGGUAGGGCAUCUAUUCUUCUCCUCACCUGCAGAAGGAGACUUUGACCUCUGCGUCCAUGAAGGCGAUAGCCAGCGCUUGCACUGUGUCACUAAGGUUGGAAGCAGCAGCGUCCAGCUGGCAGAGAAGCAGCUCACAUUUGGAUCAGUGCCCCUCAACAUGCCGUCUGUCAGAACUGCUGUUUUACACAACACAGGACAGAAUCAUGCCUACUACCAGGUGCUGGAUGUCUGCCCUCUCCCAGGCAUGGUAGUAAGUCCAUCAGAGGGCGUGGUGCCAAGCGGGGGACAGACUGCUCUAAAGAUCCACUUUAACCCUGACUCUGUUAUCAAGUUUGACACUAGAGUUGAGAUAGCUCUAAGGAGCAUGAAGUCCAUCGAGCUAAGAGUGGGCGGAUCAGUGGAGCCUCCAAAUGUAGACAUCAGCGUGUCGGACUUCCAGUUUUACAGUGUCCAUGCUGGUUCUCAGUGUGCAAUAUCCUUCACUCUGACAAACCGCUCCAAAGCUGCAGCCCAGGUCACCUUCGACCUGUCGGAAUACACAGACUUCUCUUUGCAGCUGUCUAAGCCCUCAGCAACAGACAAGGAGCCAGGUGUGACUGUUGUGGAUGUCCAAGGCUGCCAGGCAGUGGACUGUUCCCUCGUCUUCUCCCCCACCCAGGCAGCGAGCUAUGACUUUGACCUGCCACUGAAGGUCAACAGAGUGAGAUGGCCCACUGCUGCCUUUUUCUCCCCUUCCCCCACUCCACCCUUCUCCUCCUCGACCACGUCCUCCUCGCUGACAGCUGGCAGCAGGCACCAUGUUGUCAAACCUCGUCCUCGGUCUGUCACCAUGACGACAAAACGGUCACAGCGCAUACAGGCCACAGUGCUGUGUGCUCCACUGGAAAUAUCCCCUGCUAGUCUAGAGUUCCAAGUGGAACCUUUGGCUCCCGAGUCUGAGGUAUCAACACAGACUGUGGAGCUGAAAGCAGUAUGUGAAGAGAGUGUGUUUUGGCGUGGAGGAGUCAGGGAGCAUGUCAGCUGGUGGUUUGACUGCAGUGCAGCAGCGGCACAGAGAGAGGACAGAAGAGAGGGGGAGCUACAUGUAUGUACACUGACUCCAACAUCAGGCCGUCUGGAGCCCGGGCAGUCCAUCUGUUUGGUGGUCAGCAUCAACCCUGAGGCCAUCAGAGCAGGUUCUAAAAACACGAUCAAACUGUCGCUCCCUCUUUACCUGGAGGACGAAGGGAGUGAAGAGAUUGGAGAACAUCAACCCUACAGAGAACUGUCCAUCACUAUUACUCACAAGCUUCCUCAUCUCACCAUCCACCCGCCUCAAAUCCUCCUCACGCCUGUACCUCUGCAAACAAAUGCAAGCGCCACAGUCACGCUCCUGGCUUUUGCAUACCCGAGUGGUACUACUGUGUCAGCUGAAGUGGAUGAGGUAAAACUAGAGGACGGAUCAACGAUGCAGCCUGUUUCUGUCAUAUUUCCAGAGGGUAGAAACAUCCCCGCCCCAAACCAGGAUCAGGGACGUGUAGAUGACAUCCAAAAGCAGGACGCCUGUGUUAAUUCUCUUAUCUGCUGUGUGCUCUUCUGCUCCGCUGUGCCUCUGUCCCUCUGCACUAAUAUCACCUUCACUGACCACCUCAACAACAGGUUUGAGGUGAAGCUGUGUGCUACUGCUGACAACUGUCAGCUGACCGUCUGGCCCUACAUGGCUUUGCACCGCUCUGAUCAACAGAUCGUUAUCAAGACUGGGGCCUCAGCUGUUGAAACCAUCUUCCAGAGUUAUCACACCCCAAGUCCUGCUCCAGGUCAGAACUCAUCCUCCUCUUCAUCAUUUGAUCACAACAGCUCAACAAUCAGGACCUCAGCCUCAGACUCCUAUCCAGGCAGUGAGAGUUUAAGCAGCCAGAGCAGCAGGAAUACAAACAUCUCUCCAAAUAGAGACACUCCCACCAAUCUUGGCAUCCCAGCAUUCCCUGCAGCCAACUCGGAGGAAGGGCUGUAUCACCAGAAUGUGUUGCUGGCUGUGCAGAGGUGGUUUAGCCUAUUUGGGUGGCCAGGAAAGCCACACCCUAUCUCUAUACCACACACUCUCAGAAGAAAUGUGUCAAAAAUUCUAAUGAAUCAUUCAGGUGGACGAACCUUUCGAGUCAGUCAAAACAGAGACUCCAGGUCUGUAGUGGACAUGCUUCAUCACCUGACUGGCAAACAGAUUCCUGGGAUUUCUUGCUGUCAGGCGUUCUCCAGUGAUACGGACAAGCGUACCAAGCAGCUGCUGCAACAGCAUGAGGCUGUGCUGGCUUUCCUUAGUGCACAGGGAGCCAGCCUUUGUCACAUCAAACCACAGUACCUGUUGGACAUGCAGGAGUUCAAACACUGGUGUUCCCUGCAGGCAAAUGAGGAUGAAAACCACGUUGACUACAGCCGUGUCGACUAUGAGUCUCUGAGCAAACGGUCCUGGACUGAUGUGCUGCUGCAGAUAUACAAGGUACUGGUGCUACGUCGCGUGUCACCGAAAGGUCUGAACUCAACUCUGAAGCACGAAGACUUGGCAGGAAUCCUCCAAGUCGGCUCACAGCCACUGGACAGUAACAUCUACUCAUCCUGGGAGCUCCAGCUGCUCUCGUGGCUCAACAUGCAUUACCUGGGCAUGAGGGAGACCAUAUGGGAGAAAGGUAAUGUCCCAUCAGCACGCUGGAUCGUGAAUUUCGACCUGGACUUGACAGAUGGGCUGGUGCUUGCCGCUCUGCUUUCUUCCUACUGCCCGUACCUGAUCUGCAGCCACUUUCGGAGGAUGUACACUACAACCAGCAGCCUGGAGCAGAUCAUUCACAACAACAUCAUCAUAGUCCAGGCCUUAAAUGCAAUGGGUCUCAACAUGGAUGUACAACCCACAGAUUUGUUAGAACCCAACCCAGUGCAGAUGUUAAUGCUGUGUGUUCACCUGUAUGAGCGGCUGCCUCAGUACCUGCCUCUUCACACCGUCACUCUCUCAGGAAGCCUGCACAGCACCUUCAGCAAACAGGUGCGCCUGAAAAGCCCUUCGUCAAAGCCUGUUAAAUAUCAGGUUUUCGUUUUAGGAGAGGAUGCACAUCUCUUCUCCAUCUCCAGUGGAUCUAAUGUCACAAUUCCACCAAAGAAAAGUGCUGAAGUGAGCGUCCAGUACAGCUGUUACUCCAUGCAGCCAAAGGAGGCAACCCUUCUGCUCAUCUCCAGCCCUCCUGUUGGCCUGUGCAGCACCACACUCGCCUUCAGUUUGAAGACAGACAUCAGUCACAUCAAACCUAUGAAAACUGUGAAGUGCAAAUCUCCAUGCUACCAGCUGGCAGUGAUCAAAGUGCCAAUAACUAACCCUUUCAGCAAAGACGCUACAUUCAGGGUGGUGCUGGAGGAGUCUCUGCUAAACCCACUGGAGCCUGAAAAGAAAAGAGACAGCCUAGUCCAACAGGUCUCAUCCAGGGCAAACGUAGAGAAGAUGACUUCAGACAAGAGCUGUGGGGAGGAAAUGGAAGGGAAGCCCUCAGAUCUCAAUGGUGAAGGCAGCGAGUUCUUGUGUGCAGUGAGGAGUGUUUAUCUGAAGUCAGGCCAAGCAGACACUCUGAUCAUCCACUACCUGCCCUUCAGCCCAGGCAGCAAAUACUGCUCUGUGCUGCUCAUUUGCCCACAGAUCGGAGAUAUGGUGUACAUGUUGAAGGCCACUGCAGAACUGCCUCUUCCUUCCCUCCUCACUGCAAAGCCCAGCUCUAAUAUUGUCUCCAUCCCCCAAAACUCUGACCCAGAUGUGAGUGUGUCAGUACUGAGCCUUCGCUGCAGGGUGGGGCAGGUGUGCAAGGAGGUCCUGCGCGUGCCUCUUGUCAAUAUGGCCUGGGAGCAAGCUCUGGCCAUCUGGGGUCAGCACAACAUGAGCGCAGACGAACUCAAGAGGCGGAUGCUGACACACACUUUGCGCAGCAGCACCGUGAGGGCAAGCACAGCUGCUCGAAAGCUAAUUAAACACAAGGGCACACAGAUGAGAAGUUUUAAAGAAAUAGAGUACAGUGUAGAGAUUUCUUUGCCACAAUACUUCACUUUACCAACUACUGUUAAAAUACCUGUAAAAGGAGACACUGAUGCACCAUGGAAGAAUCCUACAGAUUGCAGAUGUGUCGACAUCCCAUUCCAAUUUGAGGCUGACUCAGUCGGGCGAUUUUCCUGCCAGGUGGUCCUACAGUCCUGGUGUGACACCAGGGUCUACAUGCUAGAGGCAGAGGUUACUUCACAGGGAGAAGCAGUCCACUUGGACUUCAUGUCGCCUGCUCUCCGUUCUGUCACGCAAGACAUCCCACUGCACAAUGAGACCCACCAAGACUGGAAAAUGCAUGCAGAGCUUAGUGGUGAGGGAUUCUCUGGCCCUGAAGUUGUGAAUGUGCCAGCAGGAACGAAAGCAAACUACCCACUCACCUUCCAGCCUUCUGCACAGUGCAUCGUCAUGGGCCAGCUGUCCUUGCAUAACGACUGCGACGGUACAGAGCUCCUGUUUACCCUCAGAGGAGUUGGAGAGCGCCGCCUGCCUGUGGACCAUGUCGUAUUACGCUGCCCAGUUGGUGAAUCCACACAUGCGCAGCUGGACGUCCUGAACUACAGCGGAAAGACAAAAACUCUGAAGGUGGUGACAGACCUAUCUGUUGUAAGUGGUGCCUCCUCCUUAGAGAUUAAGCCUGGUCACAGUGCUCCCUACUCUCUGGCUGUGUCACUGUGGAAACGAGGGAAACAGACAGGCUUUGUGUCAUUUGUGGAAACUGAAGACUUGCAAGAAGGUGACAAGUGUGAAGCAAAUACCCUGAGGCGCUACGAGGUGCAUUUCUCUCUGGAGUUGAUUGGUGAGCCAGCAGCGCCCAUCAAGGUCAUAGAUGUGCAGUGUGUUGCUCUAAGCUCAGUUGCCAUAGAGAUCCCUGUCAGUAACCCACAAGGAGAGCUGCUGAUGCUGGAUGUGAUCCUGGAAGGAGACGACCUGAGCGGAGCCAACUGGGUUUCAGUUCCCCCACGGGAGACCCUCACCUACAAAGCUACGUUCUCCCCUGUUAGAGCGGGGAAGAGCACAGGCAGUGUGAUGUUCCAGUCGCAGCUAGUGGGGGAGUUCUGGUAUCAACUGGAGCUUUAUGCUCUUCCUCCUCCAGUCAUCACGCUGCCACAGGCCUGCUGUCAUCUGGGCAAGUGGACCAGACAGACCAUUCCCUUGGUGAACCCAACAGCUGAGACUCUGAAGAUAAUUGUAGCCAACAGUAACCCCAGAAACUUUAAACUGGAGAUGGAUUCAGGAAGUAAACUUAUUGUGGAGCCACACUCCUCCGCCCAGCUUGGCGUCCGUUUUAGCCCUUCAUCCAUCGGAGAGGAGAACCACACGGCGAAGAUCACUUUCAUGUGCCCUCAGUUGCAGGAGUGGUGCGUGUUACUGAGUGGGCGAGGCCUUAAACCACAGUGUGAGGAGCCUCUGAGCAUCUCAUCCCUCAUCGGCGCCAAAUCCUCCAUCGCCAUUCCCUUCACAAAUCCCACUGAGCUCCCAGCCGUGCUUUCUGUCACACUCACAGAUGAGGAUCCAAGCAGAGGACAGGAAGUGAAGCCACACACAGAGGUUUUCUCUGUGCCUUUGAGCUUCACUGAAGGUGUACACAUGAAUGAAGGAGCCAGUUUGGAUGUACCUGUGGUGUUUAAGCCUAAAUCCAUGGAUAUGCAUCAAGCCUGGCUCUGCAUCACUAUAAAGCCAGACAACAGCAACAGCAUAGCCUUCAGCACAGGCAAUAUGAGGUCAGAGCAGGAAUUGUCCACCAUCUGUUGGAUUUACCCUCUCCGUGGGAUUCCCGUUGAAGCGCCUGUUGAGGAGUCACCACUUGGCGUGAUUCGCUGUGAAGCUGGCUGCCAGCUGGAGAAGAAGGUGGAUGUACUGCUCACUGGGUGCGUGCCGGGGAAUCAAGACCGGAAAGGACAAGGAGUUCCAGGAGUGACAGUGGAAGACUUCCAGUGUGAGGUUCGUUCAGACGGGGAAACAGAACUCUCUGAGGUUCAAGGCGCCCUUUCUGCCUCCACUGAGGGAGUGAGGAGGGAUCCUGAGACUGGCAUCGUAACACUCACCUUGAAUGUAGUCUACACUCCCCUCAGGCCAUGCAGAUGUGCCGCCGUCCUCGCUGUGCAGUGUGAAUCUCAGAGGAUCUGGAAGUUUCCAAUCACUCUUAUCGCCACAGAGCCUCAAGUCGAUGAUGUCAUCGUUAUUGAAGCCACUGAGAUAGGGAAGACUUCAGCUGUGGGGUUUCGCCUGACCAGCACCACCAGGAGGCCAGAGCCGUUCACAGCAGCGCUCCUGCCCGGCAGCAGCAGUGAGUUCACAGUGACUCCAGCCUCAGGGAUGUUACCUCCUGCUGGUUCUGCUGGAGCUCUCAUCACUGUGUGCUUCACACCUAACAUGAACAGCAAGCACCAAGCAAGACUUACCAUCCAGGCAGCUGACAUGCAGUGGACCUACGAGGUUAGAGGGAAACCCCUAAAAGCGCCUACAUCCAGCCCUUCUACACUGCAGCCAGCUUGUGAACGGCAGCAGAACUUUGUGACUCGAAACCUCCAACUUCCCACCGUGGCUAACUCCUCCCCUCUCAAAAUGAUCAGAUAAAGGACAUCCUGACUCCAUCACAGCUAAGGGUUAUCAUUUCUGUGUGAUUGUAUUUUUCACUGGGCUACACAUUCCCAACAAAGUCACCCUUAAUUAUAGCUGUACCUUUUUAUUCAGAAAGCGCAGCAGGCAGACUGCCACAUGGUGAUGGGUUUGUCCUUUUUUCUCUUAAAAUGGCUCAUUAGUCAUGUUAGUGUUUCUCAUCAGCAGUUCUAAUGAGCUCUCUGUCUGCCAAUACAAAGGUGUGUUUGUCUCUGC
Messenger RNA from Cheilinus undulatus (humphead wrasse), 9633 nucleotides. RefSeq names its product cilia- and flagella-associated protein 47-like. Bases 106 to 9375 code for a protein of 3089 amino acids. Lineage: Eukaryota; Metazoa; Chordata; Actinopteri; Labriformes; Labridae. The transcript has 67 exons. The record is from RefSeq and is a predicted model, not a curated record. Gene Ontology annotation, molecular function: protein binding.